Uranotaenia lowii is the source of this 2787-nucleotide messenger RNA. It is a transcript of the gene ImpE2, whose product is annotated as 20-hydroxyecdysone protein. The record is from RefSeq and is a predicted model, not a curated record. Lineage: Eukaryota; Metazoa; Arthropoda; Insecta; Diptera; Culicidae. Bases 259 to 2211 code for a protein of 650 amino acids. The transcript has a single exon.
UUCUUUCUCAUUUUACAUUCAGUCGGAGACAUUAAUUGGCUAAGUGCAGAUCGUCGUCGAUCACCAUUCCGAGAGGAGAAACGGAGAGUGUGAAGUGAAGGCACAGGGACGGUGGCACGUAAAAGAAAGUGAAGUGUACUGACUGACUGAUAGUGUGUAGGAACUGAAAAAACUCGUUAAUUAGUGAAUUAUUUGUGCCAAAACACGAGUCGUAGGUUCUAAAAUCUUCGGCUGAGUGAUCGAUCUAUAAAUACGGAGAUGAAGGUCUUGCUAAUUUGUGCGUUGGCCUGUGUGGCCUUUAGUGGAGCUUGGGGCGCUUCGCUAACUCGAGUGGCACGGGAAGAUGUGGUGCCGGUUGCGGACGAAAUUGUGCCACAGGAGGAAGUAGUUGCAUCGGAAUUGCGUAAGGAUGAAAUUCCUGUUGCUGUUGAGGAGGAAGAACCGAAGGUGGUAGCUGAAGAGACUGUUGUUCCUGUGGAGAAUCAGCGAUUGGUAGCCGAAGUUGUCGAAGCUGCUGAGCCUGUCGCGGUAGUUUCCGAUGACAAGGUUGUCGCAGUUGAGGAGCCAGUGGCCAUUGUUGAGCAGGAAGUGGUCGAAUCCUUGCGAAACGCUGAUGUGGUGGCAAUCGAGGAACCUGUUGCCGUCGUUAAGGAUUCGGAAGUCGUGCUGGAGCCUGUUGUGGAAGACAAGGAAGUCGCACCAGUUCAGUCACUACGAAACGUUGAACCAGUCAUUCCGCAUAUUCUUGAACCCGUUGCAGAUGCUACUAAUCAGGUGAACAACCUGGAAGAAAGCGAGAAGGUUCCCGAAGUCGAAAACGUAGGUUCUGUUCGCAGUGCUCUUCCAGUUGUUGAAGAAGAAAAACCCGCUGUCGAAGCUGUCGUCGAGGUCGAGAAACCUGUCGAAGAGAUCAAGGAAGAGGCCGUCGUUCCUGCUGUGAGGACUGUCGCUGAGGUUAUUUUGGACAAGGCUGAGGAAAAGGCUCCAGAAGUCGCUCAAGAUGAAGUUGCCGUCAAGGAAGCCGAGGUUGUGCCAGUUGAUUCUCUGAAGAGCGUUGAACCAAUUGCUGCCGUUGAAGAGCCUGUUGCUGUCGUUGUUGAAGAUAAUGCCCAAGAGAGUCUACGUAACACCCCAGUCAAUGAAGCCGUCGUUGAACCAGUUGCCGAUGUCGUUGCUGAGCCUGCUAAAGUAGUUGAAGCUGUCCAAGAUGAGGAAGAGGCACCAAAGGAAGCUGUGCGAGCAGCUGUUCCAGAAGCGAUCGAGGAACCAGCCGUGGUUGCCGAAAAAGAACCUGUUGUGGAGAAGGUUGAAGAACCAGUGGCCGCCACCGUUGCCGAUGAGCCGUCUGCCCCAGUUCCACAAGAAGCUGAAAAGGUUCCAGUGCCAGAAAUUGCUGCCGAAGAGAAAGUUAUUGAAGCCGUAAACUCCCUGCGAUCGGCAUUGCCAGUUGCUGAAGUUGAUGAGCCCAAGGUUGUUGUCACUGAAGAAAAGGUAGAACACACUCCAGCCGCUGAAAACGAAGCUGUCCCUGCUGUGAAAGCUGCUGUUGAAGAAGAGAAAGAAAAGGAGGAAACCGUCGAAAAAGUUGAAACACCAGCUGAGGAAGCUGUUGCUGUGAAGUCUGCUCCAGUUGUCGAAGAAGUUGUCCCGGUACAGGAUACUGAUAAGGAAGGUUCCGAUGAUGUUCGUGCCGCUGGUGCCAAACAGGAUGCCACAACCGCUGCCCCUGGAAUCAUCCAGGGACUGCUUCAGCAAGGCACUCAGAUCAUCCAAAACAGUCCACUUGGUCAACUCAUCAACCGAGGCUCAUCUCCUGCCCCUCCAAGUGAUGCCGCUCAAGAUGAAGCUGCCACAACGACAACUGCUGCUCCAGGACCUCUGGCACAAAUCGGCCAAAAUAUUCAACAAUCUAUCCAAAACUUCCUCAACCCAAAUGCUGCCAACGCCAACGCUGAACCAACUACCCAGCGACCAGGAAUCGUCGAAACUUUCAACAAUGCCAUCGGAUCGAUUCUGAACCGACCAGCCUCCAACUCUGAGCAACCGGCCCAGCAACAGCAAGGACCAAUCGCAUCCCUGGUGCAAUCAGCCCAGAACUUCUUCCGGCCGACUUCCCCCGCUGCCCCAACGCAAGCACCCGAGGCUUCCGCUCCUGUCGCCGAAGAAGAAUCCGCUCCUGCUGCCGAUGUGUCGGAAAACCAAACCGCCUAGAUCACUAAUUAGACCUCUAGUUUUAGGACGCCAUACAACUCAGAACACUCACGCACUUUCAUGCCUACACAUAGCCAGAGAAAACUUGAAAUUCCUUUCUUAUUUUAAGGAAUCUUAUGGUUUCACAUGGAAACUCAUCCAGUCAGACAUUUCGUUUUUAGCGACAAGAAAUUUCUUUUGAGAUAGAUUCUUCCAAUCACCUAUUUUCAAUAAACCCACGAUUUCUUCGCUAGGUUUUUGGUUUAGUUCUCGGUGCAUUUAACUAUCGAAACAAAUAAAACGCGAAAGUUUACCUCAACCUAGAAGGGAAAUCGAGCGAAAAGGGCUCCGAUCGGAAGGAAAGGGUCAUCAUUAACUUAUUUAGUAUCUAGGGACAAUCGAAACGAAAUAUUUAUUGAAAUGUGAUUCUUAGCGCACAGACACAAAAAAGAAAAGUACUGCCGAGCUAUCGUUAAGAUAAAAGCUAAACAACGAAAACACAACAACUUAAAAACGCAAACAUCACAUGCAAAAAUGUAAAACGUUUGUAGAAAAAAGCCGAAAAAAAAAUAAUAAAACGAAUGAAUGAAAACAAAA